AGCAACAACUCACACAUGUUUAGUCAACACUUUGAAAUAAGAAGUCAUAUUUAUAAGAUGUCUCAUCAUUUUACAUUUUAUGAUCUCAUCAUUUUGACUUUUUUAUCUCACAAAAAAGCCAAAUAAAACAAACUGUUGUCUGAGUGAUAAUAAAAUAACUUUUUCCUCAUAAUUUAGAAUUGAGUAUCUCAUAAUUUGACAUUUGUUCUCCUAUUCAAAACUUCAGUUCAACUUUCCCUCCUAAAAGUCCAAAUAAAAGAAAGUAUUGUCUUAGUCGACUCCAACGAUCACUCGACCGUCCAUAACGAGACUACAUCCUCUUUACAACUCGCCCUGGUCCAGUCCAGUUCCAAGAUAAGACGGGAGUCGUCAUGUCAAACAAAAGCUUUAUUCGAAGUCACAGUCCACGGCUGUAAAAAAGUCCCAUAAGAGAGUUCGUUGACCCGAAGGUGGUCCCGGUCCGCAUGUCCCUCGUAAAAACUGCUUAUGGCCCCGUCUUUGAUGGACAGCCAAGGAGGGCGGAGCGAGGACUAUAUAAGGACCAGCAGGUCUGGGCCUCGGCACCUCCUGAGCCCACACCUGCACCAUGGCCUUCGCUGGAAGAUACGAAACGGAAACCCAGGAGGGCUACGACGACUUCUGCAAGCUUCUGGGUAAAGUCCGGACCACCUAAGUGGUUUCUCUCCCCCCCCCCCCUCAGUCUUCAACCAUCUCCUCCUCCCGCAGGCAUCCCGGCCGACGUCAUCGAGAAGGGCCGCGACUACAAGCUCAUCACCGAGGUGACCCAGGACGGGAAGAACUUCUCCUGGACUCAGGUCUACCCCACCAACGCCAAGGUGACCAACAAGUUCACCGUGGGCCAGGAGUGCGACAUGGAGACCAUCGGGGGCAAGAAGUUCAAGGCCACCGUGUUCCUGGAGGGCGGCAAGCUGAGCGUCACCUUCCCAAACUACCAGCACACCUCUGAGAUCCAGGCGGGGAAACUCAUCGAGGUCAACUUCCACUUUUUCAUACUUCUUUCUCAAAAUAAUGCAAAACUAAUCUGAACGUUUGACCUAAAGAGGACCUCUGAGGUUUUAAAUCUACAUUUCAAACAUGUCCAUGGUCUGGAUCAGGGGUUCUUAGCCAUAGGGCCCAUUGUUGAUGCCCCUAGGGCCCAUUUUUUAUGGCCCUAGGGGCCGCCAUAAAAUACCUGUUCCUGGGCCGCAGUGGUACUCAGGUGUAAUACACUUUUCCACCACUUGGGGCAGUAAUGACAACAUCAAACAAACAGAAGAAGUCUGGAUCUAAAGUCAUAGAGAAGUUUCUUAAGCGCAAAAAAAUAUGACUAAAGUGGUGAGGCUGUAUUUUAAUUUGCAAUUUGAUUUUAUUGACAGUUUACUACUGUCUAUAUUAUGUUAUUUUUAAAUGUAGCUUCCUUUUUUUAAUUGUAUUUAAUAUUUUAUUUGUAUUUGAUUUAUUUUAUCUUAUUUUCUUGUAAUUUAAUUUGAUAUAUUUCAAUUUUUUCAUUUCAGCUCAGUCAUUUUUGAAUAGGAUUAAAAUCAAGAGUAAAAUGACUAAUUUGUUGUUAAUAUUUGACAGGAUUUUGACUUUUUAUCUCAUAAAAAG
Molecule: messenger RNA, 1608 nt
Organism: Entelurus aequoreus (snake pipefish)
Lineage: Eukaryota; Metazoa; Chordata; Actinopteri; Syngnathiformes; Syngnathidae
Product: gastrotropin-like
Exons: 2
Coding region: 465-1046 (193 amino acids)
Biological process (GO): fatty acid transport
Cellular component (GO): cytosol; nucleus
Molecular function (GO): fatty acid binding
Source: RefSeq, a predicted model, not a curated record